CACAUGCCGGCGCGCCGGUCGGCGCUGCUUGUCGUACUGUCUGUUUAUCCCGUGGUCGGCGCUUUAUUUACGGCCUCGUGCGCAAGGCCGGUGAUCUCGGCCACUGCAGCCAACGCGCAGCGGCCGAAGCUCGGCGUCCUCGGCACGGUGAAGCGACACACCGGUGUGGUUGCGACGGCUGCGGAGCCACACAGCACACCGAGUUUGCUGGCAAAGCUCAUAGCGUUGGCCAAGAACAACAAGUCGAAUGCCACGACGGCGGCCGUCAUCGCAGUACUCUUCCUACUCACUGGACUUGCCGAGAUCGGAGGCGGCUGGCUCGUCUGGCAAGCUGUGCGCGAGGGAAAGCCCUGGUGGUGGGCGCUGCUGGGGUCACUGACGCUGGUCGUGUACGGUUUCAUCCCAACGCUUCAGCCGCUCCCCGACUUUGGCCGGCUCUCUGCUGUGUACGGCGGGCUCUUCAUCGCGAUGAGCUACAUCUGGGGCGUCCGCUUUGACGGACUCAAGACGGAUCGAGGCGACGUUAUUGGAAGCAUUGUGGCUCUUGUGGGUGUGGGGAUAGCGCUCCUCUGGCCAAGAGGCGGUCGGCCGGUGAAAUGAGUCGGCGUUCGUCACUGCUCUGUGCGCAUGUGCUAGAAAACAGGAGCUCUUGAGAGGCCGUCGUUUUUGCUUUUUCGCGGUACCGGAUACCGCUUUUUUUCAGUUUAG
Molecule: messenger RNA, 708 nt
Organism: Emiliania huxleyi CCMP1516
Lineage: Eukaryota; Haptophyta; Isochrysidales; Noelaerhabdaceae
Exons: 1
Coding region: 4-600 (198 amino acids)
Cellular component (GO): membrane
Source: RefSeq, a predicted model, not a curated record